Molecule: messenger RNA, 4101 nt
Organism: Apiotrichum porosum
Lineage: Eukaryota; Fungi; Basidiomycota; Tremellomycetes; Trichosporonales; Trichosporonaceae
Exons: 19
Coding region: 1-4101 (1366 amino acids)
Biological process (GO): tRNA wobble base 5-methoxycarbonylmethyl-2-thiouridinylation
Cellular component (GO): elongator holoenzyme complex; cytosol
Molecular function (GO): tRNA binding; protein binding
Source: RefSeq, a predicted model, not a curated record
AUGCGCAGCCUGACACCCACAACAGUACAGGUCUCAGGAGAUGUCUCAGCAUCCUCCACAGCCCGUGCAGCACGCAUCGCGCUCGACCCAGAGACCGGCAUCGUCUACGCCACCGUUGAGGAAGCCGUCGAGUUUGGACUAGACGUCAAGGUUGUGCGCCUCGAGGGCCUCGAUGAGGGCGCGUCAUUUCCCGAGGUUGUGACAAGCUUCAACACCCCCGUGCUCGCUCCGUUUGCUCUGCCCGCCGGCGCCCCGCAGACCGUCAACGUCCACUACUUUCCCGAUGACAGAAGCGUCAUUGUGCUUCUUGCUGGAGGAGACAUUGCAGUCCUCCAGCUUGAAAGUCCUACGGAGGGUCUGGUGGCCGCGACCUGGUCUCCUGACGACGAGCAGCUCGUCAUUGUGACCGGCGAAGACAACCUCGUGUGCAUGACCCGCACGUUUGACACCAUCUACGAGGGACCACUGAGGAGUGACGACUUUGGAGACGACAAGUUCAUCAAUGUCGGCUGGGGAUCCAAGACGACCCAGUUCCACGGAUCCCUCGGCAAGGCCGCUCUCCUUGCUGCCCGUGAGGCUGCGGCCGCCCCGGCUCCCAAGUCCUUUUCCCACCCCACCGACGACGGCCUGCCGCGUAUCACCUUCCGCGGCGACGGCAACUACUUUGCCGUUUCGUCACUUGACGCGUAUCCCUCGGACGCUGAAGGUGUGUCGCCCGGUGCCAGGCGUCAAGUGCGUGUCUAUGCGCGUGACGCCAGUGCCGGUCACGCCCCGCGAUUGAGCGCGACCUCGGAGUCGCUCGCUGGUCUCGAGGGUCCUCUCGCCUGGCGCCCCAGCGGCAACGUUAUUGCCUCGCUGGUGCGCUAUGGCUAUGAGGGCGGUGGCGAGGGCAGGAAAGGCAGGUGGGACGUGGCCAUGGUGGAGCGCAAUGGUCUCCGCCAUGGAGGCUUUGAGUUGAGAGAGGCCGAGAAGACGUGGGAGGGCGGUUACGUCCAUGACAUGGCGUGGAACGCCGACUCGGAGAUCCUUGCCAUUUGGGUCAGGCGCGAGGAGCAAGAUGUUGUUCAACUGUGGACCAUGAAGAACUACCACUACUACCUCAAGCAGGAGCUUGUGCCCCACACUACCGACCGCCGCUUCGUCAGCAUCAGGUGGCACCCGGAGCAGCCUAACCGCCUCUAUCUCAUUGGAGAGAAGCACGUGCAAGUCCGCUCGUUCGUCUGGGACACGUACGCCGCACACCUCCCAGUGCCCAACGACACAGCCACAGUUGCUGUUGUCGAUGGAAACCGUGUCCUCGUGACCCCCUUCAGGACCCAGAACGUGCCCCCUCCCAUGUCUUCCUUCCAGCUUUCCCUCCCCGAGCAGCCGGUCCACGUCGGCAUGUCACCUAACGAGGACGCCCUCGCAGUCCUGUUCGCCUCGGGCCGCGUCCAGGUUUGGGACCUUGGUAUCCGACUUCCCGAGGCUGGAGCCUCACGUCUCCGCGCUGGAGGCAAGGUUGCCGAACCUAAAUUGCGAUGGGAGCAGCUCGCUGCCCCGCAGGACGAGUUCAUCGCCAAGCAGGUCUGCCUCUCGGGUACCGGCGAGGCUGCCGCUCUCUUCUGGGCUGCGGCGGGCGGUGACGCUGUGCUGCGGAUCGCCAACGCCAACGACGUCCGCGACGAGUCGGCGCUCCUCCCGUGCUCUCAGCACAUUCUCUGGGACGCCGAGGCGGGAUGGCUCGUCGCUGACCGUGACGGACACCUGCAUAGCGUGGACGAGGCCCGUCCUGUCGCCAUUGCCCUCUGCCCGCGCCCAACGGCUGUGGCCGUCGCCCACGGUUCGGGCCUUGUCUUGGCUCUUUCGGACAUGGGCCGCUUGUUCGCUGCCUCAUUGAACGGUUACAGCCGCGACGCCACUGCCAUUGCCACUGGCGUCACCAGCUUCACCACCACCCCCGAGUUCCUCAUCUACACCACUUCCGCCCAGUCCAGCCACUAUGCUCCUCUGCCAUCCGUCGUGCGCGUGAUUGAGGGCGAGGACGUGGCCACCGUCGCAGAGAAGGAGUGGGAGGUCCGUCGUGUCGAGCGUGGUGCGCUUGCCGUCGUCGCAUGCCCCAGUUCCAUGAGCCUUGUCCUCCAGAUGCCCCGCGGCAAUCUCGAGACCGUCUACCCUCGUCCUCUUGUCCUCUCGGUCGUUAGGAGGGACAUCCUUGGUGGCGCGUACCGUUCCGCAUUGCUCACCUGCCGCAAGCACCGUCUCGACUUGAACAUUCUCUACGAUCUUGCCCCUGAGCAGUUCAUCGCCAAGCUCCCCGAUUUUGUGCAGCAGAUCCCCGAAGUAGACUACCUCAACCUCUUUGUUACGUCCUUGAAUUCCAACGACUCGUCGCGAGUCCUGUACCAGGACCUCGCUCGUGACCUUGACCGACCUGCCAUCCCGGCGGAUAAGGUCAACUCGAUCUGCGACUCUCUGAGAGCACUCCUUGAGAGCGACCUCGUCAAAUACGUCGAGACCAUUCUCACCACCCACGUCUGCAAGCAGCCACCAGACUACGAGUCGGGCCUGCGCGUUCUCCUGCACCUGCAGGCAGCCCACCCCGACAUUGUCGAGGAGGCAAUCAAGUACAUCAUCUUCCUCUCGAAUGUCAACGCACUCUACGACGUCGCCCUCGGCAUGUACGACUUCCAGCUCGUCCUCAUGGUGGCUCAGUACUCCCAGAAGGACCCCAAGGAGUACCUUCCCUUCCUUCGCGAGCUGCGUGCUCUCGAUACGCAUGAACAGCGCUUCCGUAUCGACGACCACCUGGGUCGCCGUGACCGUGCGCUCCGUAACCUCGCUGCCGCCGGUCCUGAGCGCUUUGAGGACGCGAGCUCAUACCUGGCCAGGUACGAGCUGUACGACGAAGCGUUCAAGCUCUACCGUGACGAUGCGGAGCGCCUCCCUGCCAUCCACGAGCUGUACGGAGACUACCUGUACGACAGGCGCGAGUUCCACGACGCAGCCAUCUCAUACUCUCUGGCCGGCAAACACGAGCGUGCCCUCAAGGCGUACGAACGCGCACACGCUUGGCGAGAGCUGUUUGCCCUCGCCCAGGAGCAGAAGCAGUCCAAUGAGGCGAUUGCUGGCAUGGUGGAGCGCGUCACAGACCACCUGUCGUCCCGUGGCCGUCACGGUGAAGCGGCCCAGAUCUUCGUCGACUACGCCAACGACAUUGACAGCGCCGUGGACGUUGCGUGCCGCGGUUCCGAGUUUUCCGAGGCCUAUCGCAUUCACAGCCGCAGUGAUCUCAUCGAGGACACCGUCCACCCGGCUCUCGAGGAGGCACAGGAAGCGCUCGUUGAGACUCUGGAGGAGAUGGAGGGCCAGCUCGACAAGGAGAUGAAGCGUCUCGGCGUACUGCGCCGUCUCCGUAUCGACGACCCUGACACCUUCUACAUUGUGGACAACGAGCCCGAGCUUGAGAAUGUUGAUGUCGCCACGAACGCUACCACCGUCGCCACCAACUUUACGCGCUACACCGUUGCGCCCACGACCGUGUUCUCGCAGACGACCAGGAUGACAGGGCGGUUUGGUUCUGCUAUCGUCGUCAUCGUGCCCAUGUCCUUCAUCACUGUGCCCGUCCCUGCGGGCGGGCUGAAACCCUUCUCCGAGCCGUUCGGGGCAGGCACUUCGGAGGUCGGACGGGCUGGUGCCGAUGCAGAAUCCGGCUUCAGCGGAGUUGAUGCCGCUCGAGCUUGUCAAACCUCGCGUUCCAAACACAAGGCAAGCCGGAAGCGUGCCGCUGGCCGCAAGGGCACUGUGGACGAGUACGACUACCUCGUCGCGAGUAUCGGCCGUUUGGUCAAGCGUGUGGAUGACAAGAGUGCCGAGGCAAUCCCUCUCCUGCGCCACCUCGUGCUGGCCUCAUCUACCCACCGCGACCUGGCAUCCGACCUGCAGGCCAUGGUCUUCAAGCUCCGCGCCCAGCUCGAGACGGCGCUGGACGAGGCGUGGGCGGACCGCGACCUCAUCCUCGACGGCGUCGAGAGCUCGGGCGGUAUGGGUCUGGGAGGCAACGCCGCGCCGGCGCGGGAGCUCGUGCGGCCCACUGUGGCUGCAGAGGGCGAGCGGUCGUAG